AUGAAUGCUACAGCUGCAUCGACGCUAUCAGACCUGGAGAAACCCAAAGAGAAAACUACCAUCGACACAUGCGAAUUUCGUAGCUGUUCCCCUGGAUUGCUGCUAUUCCAGUCGGAUGUGCGGAUCUGGCGUGCGACAAGAUAUUCAUAUGACUUUCCUUGCGAUAAUCACUAUAAGUAUCUCAAUCCUGGCAAUGUAUUCCAAAAGAUGCUACGUCUACUAGUUCUACUAUUCAUUUGGUGCUCAUCCGAAGCCUCACGCUACUCCCAUACUAAUGAAGAUUUGCUACAUUUUUCUAGAAGUGAAAAUGGUCCACGAAUAAACAGGCACAGCUUUUUCAAACAGGAUUUUCGUCCUGGAUAUAAGUUGAAGUUGUUCUGCGAAGCACAUGGAAUUCCGAGGCCAGAUUUCAGGUGGUAUAAGGAUGGAGUUCAGGUGAAGGAUCGACCAGGAUUAGAGAUCCGAAACUAUGUGGACUCCUAUAAAAUCUCCUCUCAUUUGGAUAUCGAUCCGACUCGAGUAUUAGACGCAGGAGAGUAUGAAUGUGUUGCCAACAAUACUUUCGGAUAUCAUCUUGAACAUAUGCGUGCAUACCUUCGACUCUAA
Messenger RNA from Necator americanus (New World hookworm), 606 nucleotides. RefSeq lists its product as uncharacterized. Gene Ontology annotation, biological process: homophilic cell-cell adhesion; synapse organization. Gene Ontology annotation, cellular component: plasma membrane; neuronal cell body; axon. The record is from RefSeq and is a predicted model, not a curated record. Bases 1 to 606 code for a protein of 201 amino acids. The transcript has 7 exons. NCBI's taxonomy places the organism in Eukaryota, Metazoa, Nematoda, Chromadorea, Rhabditida, Ancylostomatidae. Gene Ontology annotation, molecular function: axon guidance receptor activity.